Molecule: messenger RNA, 432 nt
Organism: Cinara cedri
Lineage: Eukaryota; Metazoa; Arthropoda; Insecta; Hemiptera; Aphididae
Source: the annotation of a GenBank genome assembly
AUGUUUAUAAAUUAUUUAAAGUUUAUAGAUUUUAUAAGAUUUUAUUAUUUAAUUAGCGGGGUAAUUAUGAAUAGAGAACCAUUGAGAGCAAUGUCAUUACAAGAUUAUGUUCCUUCAGAAAGUGAAGAGUAUAUGAAUAAAAAACAUUUAGAAUACUUUAGUGAAAAGCUACAUUCAAUGCUUAAUGAUUUAAAACAACAAGCGUUGAUUGAUGAUAGUGACGAUACAAAAUUGGCAAAACGUCGGACAGACAAAGAAGAAAAAAUUAAAGAAGCAUUAAAAAAAAUAACGGAUGGUACUUAUGGCUAUUGUGAUGAAACAGGAGAGGAAAUAGGUAUAGGAAGACUUGAAGCUAACCCACUUGCUCUAUAUUGUAUCGAGGAGCAAGAAAGAAUAGAAAAAGAAAAAAGUAUGUAUAAUAUUGACGACUAA